GUAAAAUUGCGUUGAGUAGGCAGUACCACGUUCAGAACUGUUUGACAGUUUUGCUUCAGCUUUUCUCUCUUGGAAGGACACGUCAGUGGGUGAGCAGCCAUGGUGCUGUCUCACCUCGCUCUUCCCUUCCUCCUCCUCCUCUUCCUCUCUCCUCUCCGCUGCACCUCUCUGUCACCAACCUCCACCCAUGGUGCUGUCCUCCCCCAUGGCUCCCUGCCAGCUGUGGGGGCAGCAGGUCCCAUCCUGCAGGACCGGCCCUUUGUUGUGGUGUGGAACAUGCCUACGGCACGGUGUCACAAACUCUACAACAUCGCUCUGGACCUGGGCCACUUCGAUAUCGUGGAGAACCGACAGCAGCGCUUCCAGGGCCAGAAAAUGAGCAUCUUCUACCGUGACCGCUUGGGGAAAUAUCCAUACCUCUCCCGAGACGGCAGCAAGGUAAACGGAGGGAUACCGCAACUCGGCCACCUCUCGGCUCACCUUUCCCUCGCGGUGACGCAGUUGUCCGGCUCGCUGCAGCCAAACUUCACCGGUUUAGCCGUUAUCGACUGGGAAGAGUGGCAGCCAUUGUGGGAGAGAAACUUUGGAACCAAGCUGGAGUACCGGAGGCAGUCCAAGCUGCUGGUGAGACAAGAGAGACCGGAUUUGUCAGAGUGGGCCGCGACAUCGUUGGCGAGGCAGAAGUUUGAGGAGAGCGCUCGGAAGUUCAUGGAGGAGACGCUGCGGUCGGCGCUCAGAGAACGCCCCAAGGGACUCUGGGGGUUUUACGGAUUUCCUGCUUGCUUUAAUAAGCAGAAGAGAAAGACGGAUCAAAUCUACACAGGACGCUGCCGCAGCGAGACCAAAAAACAAAAUGACCGGCUGUCCUGGCUCUGGCGUCAAUCCACUGCUCUCUAUCCCAGCGUCUACCUGCCACAAAGGCUGGCAGGAUCCUCGGAUGCAGCUCUGAUGGUCAGACACAGACUGCUGGAGGCUUUGAGGGUGGCGUCUGUUUGGCACCAUGGCAACAACACCAAUCAUGCUACUCCAGUUCUUCCCUACGCCAGGCUAGCAUUCACACACACUCUCACUUUACUUAAUAAGACAGACCUGAUGCACACAUUGGGGGAGAGUGCGGCGCUGGGAGCUGCUGGAGUGGUGCUGUGGGGAGAGCUGAAAUUUGCCAAAUCCAAGCAUCAGUGCAUCCUUCUUAGAGACUACAUACACACUGUCUUGGGUCCCUUGGUCCAAUCGCUGAGGUCUGGCACAAAGCACUGCAGCCUCCAACUUUGCCACGGCAAUGGACGCUGCGCCAGGCGGCGCCCCAGCUCUUCCAUGGUCUCCCGGGGUCCCGCUGUGACCUCUGACCCUGAUGAAAUCAACCUCCUCACUGACCCCUCCAGUGGCAAACCUUUUCACGACCACUUCCUGUGUCAGUGCUACCCGGGCUGGACUGGGCAGGAGUGUCAAGAGAAGAAGAAGGACGAAAACAGACAGAAGAGCAAGUAACCCAAACUUUUCUAUCAAGGUGUCGCCAGUAAUGUAAAGUAGUAAUGUCGAAAUAAAUUAAAGGAAAUAAAUGCGU
Perca flavescens (yellow perch) is the source of this 1564-nucleotide messenger RNA. RefSeq names its product hyaluronidase 3 (gene hyal3). NCBI's taxonomy places the organism in Eukaryota, Metazoa, Chordata, Actinopteri, Perciformes, Percidae. Gene Ontology annotation, molecular function: hyalurononglucosaminidase activity. Gene Ontology annotation, biological process: hyaluronan catabolic process; carbohydrate metabolic process. The transcript has 7 exons. The coding region runs from base 100 to 1488 and encodes 462 amino acids. Gene Ontology annotation, cellular component: acrosomal vesicle. The record is from RefSeq and is a predicted model, not a curated record.